UGAGGCUGGAAUUGGUCAGAUUAUUCCUGAGUGCUGGAGGAAAACAGAGAUAAAUAGAGCAGGGGCCGCCUCUAGCCCAGCACAACACAGAGAGCUGAUUCCUGUACCUCCCAAAGAUGGGGGUCAAACUUAGGGGGCUAUUAAUGCUCCCAUGCUUCCUGGCUGCUCUCAUCCAUGCACAAAAUGAAAUGGAUCAGAAAUCGGUGGAUUGCUACAGCUCCAUCGAUGGGACCAUCUAUGAUUAUGGGGCCACUACAUUAGACGGGACUCAGUUCAUCCCUUUCAAAGCGUACCAAGGGAAGUACAUCCUGUUUGUGAAUGUGGCCACAUACUGAGGUCUCACCAUGCAGUACCAAGAAUUGAAUGCACUACAAGAAGAAUUAAAAAACAAUAACUUUGUCAUUUUGGGAUUUCCUUCUAAUCAGUUCGGGAUGCAGGAGCCUGGAAGGAAUGAUGAAAUUCUUUUGGGACUUGAGUAUGUGCGUCCCGGGGGAAAAUUCGUUCCAAACUUCCAAUUAUUUGAGAAGGGAGAUAUUAAUGGACGAAAAGAACAGAAAUUCUACACUUUUCUCAAGAACUCCUGCCCCCCUGUUGGUGACAACUUUGGAAGUGCAACAAAUAGACUCAUGUGGGAACCCAUAAAGGUCAACGACGUCAAGUGGAACUUUGAGAAGUUUCUUGUGGGACCAGACGGCCGCCCAGUGAAACGCUGGCUCCCCCGCACACCUGUCGCCCAAGUGAGAAGAGAGAUCAUGUCCUACAUGAAGUUACAGCCGGGAACACAAAGACUUCUUAUGCUUGGAUUGGAGCAAAAAUAAAACCAUUGCAGUUGUGUCCAUGUUGUUCAAUCCAUGAUUGUAUGUUUGCUGUGAUCAUCUAUGUGUUUGAGUGGUCAGUUGGAGAUCUGAGGGAAUCUAUAAGCUAUCUGUAUGAAGGCCAAGUCAAAAAGCACUCAUGUGUGGGACUUGUCUGGAAACCAGUGCUGGGGCAGAUGCUACUUAGUGCAUUCAGGCAUCUGUGCCAGACUGGGAUAGGCUUCAUAGUGUUACCCUUAGCUUCCAACUUACCUCUUGAGCACUAGAAUAGAAUGUAAUGUGUGCCAAUAUUCAAUAAAUAAUAUUUGUUUGUAAACAGCC
Molecule: messenger RNA, 1136 nt
Organism: Xenopus tropicalis (tropical clawed frog)
Lineage: Eukaryota; Metazoa; Chordata; Amphibia; Anura; Pipidae
Gene: gpx3
Product: glutathione peroxidase 3
Exons: 5
Biological process (GO): response to oxidative stress; cellular oxidant detoxification
Cellular component (GO): extracellular region
Molecular function (GO): peroxidase activity; glutathione peroxidase activity
Source: RefSeq, marked reviewed